Molecule: messenger RNA, 1990 nt
Organism: Malus domestica (apple)
Lineage: Eukaryota; Viridiplantae; Streptophyta; Magnoliopsida; Rosales; Rosaceae
Source: RefSeq, a predicted model, not a curated record
CACCUGGCAGACGCCAUCCGUGUCUCUCUUGUGUAUAUAUAGAGCUAGCACGCCUCCUACUUUUUCAAUUUUGCUUAGAAACGCUCGCUCUCUUCUGCGGAAGUUUCCCCAAAGUCUUCAACGACAACAACCUCCGGUUUUAGUAUUCUGUGGUGGCUUCUUAACUUCAAAAAUGCCUAAAGUUAGAAGAGAUAGUUCCUUGUCUCUUGAUCGAUCUAGGGCAUCUCCUUAUCCGUGCACCUCUGAUGAUUCUGAUGCUUACAACCUGAAAAAUCCUUUGGAAAGCAAAGAUAACGCAAAAGAGUGGGAAGAAGCUAGGUGCCCCAUCUGCAUGGAACACGCACACAAUGCUGUUCUUUUAAAAUGCUCAUCUCAUGAGAAGGGCUGCAGGCCUUUCAUGUGCAAUACAAGCUAUCGGCACUCAAAUUGCUUUGACCAGUUUUGUAAGUCAUCUUCGCCUUGCUGCUCAACAGUUAUGUUGCAGGAACUUCCUCUCACACACACCUCUCACAUUGCUAGCGAGGAACAGUCGUCGCCUGGGCAAAGCAGCCCCUGUGGCAGUCAAUUGGAUUUGAAGCCAGUUUGCCCUCUUUGUCGUGGAGAGAUAUAUGGGUAUGUUGUUGUAGAGGCUGCUCGCCACUUCAUGAAUGCCAAAGUGAGGAAUUGCUCUUCUGAGACAUGUGACUUUAGUGGGACUUAUUCAGAACUGAGGAAGCAUGCUAGGUCUGAACAUCCUGCUGUCCGUCCAUCCGAGGUGGAUCCAAAUCGGCAUAGUGAUUGGGUAAGGUUGGAGCGUGAAAGGGACUUGGAAGAUGUUCUUAGCUUGGUCCAACAAGGACCCGGAGAUGAACUUCUUGAUGAUUCAUCAGGGGAUCUUAAUUCCUGGAUGUCGACCGUGUUCGCUGCAAUGUUUCGUUCUCUUGAGGUCAUGCUUGUGACUCGUUUGAUGGAUUCUUCAAGUGGCUCUUCAAGUGGCAGAGAGCAGCAGACGCAUAACCGCAGAUCAGGAAGGACAUCCAGGGUUCAUUAUGACAAUGAUACCAUUCCUUCCACUAGACGGAGCAACAAUGUAUCAGAUAGUACAUCUCGUCCCAGACGUCUGCGUUGGCGGGCACUGAAUGAUGAUGUGGGGACUAGUCGUUCCAGAUGGGGUCGCAAUUCCAUGUCUGGGGAGGCUGGUGGUCAUGCGCCUAGAUGGGGCAACAGUUUGUUAUCAGAGCAAAAUAGCCGUACCCCUAGAUGGGGCAACAACUCCUUGUCAGAGGAAGCUAACCAUGCCCCCAGAUGGGGCAACAAUCCCUUAUCAGAGGAGACCAGUCGCGCCUCUAGAAUGGGCAACAACUCCUUAACGGAGGAGACCAGUCGUUGGCCUAGAUGGGGCAACAACACCUUACCAGAAGAAAGCAGUCGUGCUUCUAUAUGGGGCAACAACUCCUUACGUGAAGAAACCAAUCGUGCUCCUAGAUGGGGAAACAACUCCUUAACUGAAGAGACCAGUCGUGCUCCUAGAUGGGGCAAUGCUUCAGCACCUGAAAAUACCCCUCGUACUGGAAGGCUGCGCUGGAGAAAUCAAAGAUGGCCAACAAAUAACAGGCGGUGACUGCGGCAGACUAUUAUGAGGUCAAUUUUCUCGCGCUAAAAAUCGAGCAGCCGCAGUAGCAUCUUCAGAUUACGUCUGUGCUCGGUUGCGGAUCGUGUCGGACUGUUUAAGAAGAAGAAGCAUUGAAUGAACUGCGAAAGCAUGAAGUUUCAUUUUGUCUGCAAUGUUAAAGGGCCUCGAGAACUCUCUUUUCUUUUUUUUCUUUUUUUCACCCUCUUGUUUGAUUCAUUUUUAGAUUGUGUUAGCACGGUUGAGUACUAUGUUAGUUAUGGUUUCGGUUUAUGAGGAUGCUUCUGUACACAGGGUCGUUUUAUAUUUCUGGAUUUUUACUUUUUCGCCAAACUUUUUGCAAAUAAUUUAUGGAAAGAAUUAUUGAAUCAGUUGAAGCUA